This is a messenger RNA of Haemonchus placei, 339 nucleotides long. NCBI's taxonomy places the organism in Eukaryota, Metazoa, Nematoda, Chromadorea, Rhabditida, Trichostrongylidae. The record is from the annotation of a GenBank genome assembly.
AUGUACGCUGCUGAGCGAUAUGCUGAUGCAAAAUUGAGGGCAGACACUGAGAACAUCAUUGGAAGCACAUUCCAUCUACAGAUGAAUUUGCUUCGAUCCUACAUAGCGAUGUUGGAGCGAGUAGUGAGCGACUGCGGCAUGUCACAACAAUCCGCUCUGGUUGCACCAUGCGAAGCCGAGUUAAUGGCACAGUCACCAGGCGCCUGUGGUGCGAGAUCAUCAUCGGAGCCAGCUACACCGCAAAAUGAUUCUGGGUUUUGUUCUGGAGUGAGCUCACCAGAAUCAUGCGGUAAGAAAGAUCUCGAGUGUUCACCGCCAAAAAUGGCAAGAAUUGACUGA